AUGCGUAGAUCCAUCGCAACUGGGUUUGCGUCGAUAGCGAAAAGGUUUCAUCUUUAUAAGCAUCAUCGUCCAGAGAUAGGAGAAUCUGGAACUGCUUCUUCCUUUAGACAUUGGGGUUUCUGUUUCUGUCUCCGAGAUUUUUCUGAUUACCGACAGAUUUUGAGAACUAAUCUUCACAAUCUUCACUUCAAUGAAGCUCUUGAUUUGUUCACUCGCAUGGUUCACUCUCGUCCUCUUCCUUCCAUUGUCGAUUUCACUAGAUUGUUCGAUGCUAUUGCGAACAUGGAGAGGUACGAUGAUGUGGUCUCUCUCUUCGAGCAAAUACAAACGCUUGGUGUUUCACCUGUUCUGUACACUUGCAAUAUUGUAAUGAAUUGUGUUUGCCGUUCUUCUCAAACUUGUCUUGCUUUGUCUUUUCUUGGGAAGAUUAUGAAGCUUGGUUUUGAGCCUGAUAUAGUCACGUUUACUUCUCUGCUUAAUGGAUUCUGCAUUAGGAAUAGGAUUGAUGAUGCAAUAGCUUUGUUUGAUCAGAUUUUGGAAAUGGGAUAUAGACCUAAUGUUGUGACAUACACCACAUUGAUUCACUGUCUUUGCAAAAACAGACAUGUGAAUCACGCGUUGGACCUUUUUAACCGGAUGGAGACGAAUGGGAUUAGCCCGAAUGUUAUUACCUACAACGCUCUUGUAACCGGACUUUGUGAUUCCGGUAGAUGGAGUGACGCUGCUUGGCUGCUGAGUGACAUGGUGAAGAGGAGAAUCGACCCUAAUGUAAUCACUUUCUCUGCGUUGAUUGAUGCGUAUGUGAAAAGAGGGAAGCUUUUGGAGGCUAAAGAGUUGUACAAGGAGAUGAUCCGGUUGUCUGUGGUUCCUAAUGUUUUCACUUACAAUUCAUUGAUCAAUGGGUUUUGCAUGUAUGGCCGCUUAGAUGAGGCUAGGAAAAUGUUUUGUUUGAUGGAAAGCAAGGGCUGCUUCCCAAAUGUAGUGACUUAUACUACUCUCAUACAUGGAUUUUGCAAGUCUAAGAGGGUAGAGGCCGGGAAGAGAAUAUUGUACGAGAUGUCUCGAAAAGGAAUAGUUGCCAACACAAUCACUUACACAACUCUUAUCCAGGGUUAUUGUCUAGUGGGGAAACCUAAUGUUGCCCAAGAAGUUUUCAAUCAGAUGGGUUCUCGUGGUGUGCCUCCUGAUAUUAGGACCUACAACGUUCUGUUAGAUGGUCUAUGUUAUAACGGGAACGUAGAGAAAGCAUUGAUGAUAUUCGAAUACAUGCGAAAGAGAGAAAUGGAUAUUAGUAUCGUUACAUAUACUAUCAUUAUUCAAGGGAUGUGCAAGGCUGGUAAGGUGGAAGAUGCUUUUGAUUUAUUUUGUAGCCUUAACUCCAAAGGAAUGAAGCCUAAUGUUGUAACAUACACUGCAAUGAUAUCGGGAUUUUGUAGGCGAGGCCUAAUUCGUGAAGCCGAUGCGCUGUUUAGGAAAAUGAGAGAAGAUGGGUUUCGACUAAAUGAAUCCGUGUAUAAGUAG
Arabis nemorensis is the source of this 1521-nucleotide messenger RNA. Lineage: Eukaryota; Viridiplantae; Streptophyta; Magnoliopsida; Brassicales; Brassicaceae. The record is from the annotation of a GenBank genome assembly.